Molecule: messenger RNA, 1362 nt
Organism: Ziziphus jujuba (common jujube)
Lineage: Eukaryota; Viridiplantae; Streptophyta; Magnoliopsida; Rosales; Rhamnaceae
Product: multiple organellar RNA editing factor 1, mitochondrial
Exons: 4
Coding region: 198-1187 (329 amino acids)
Biological process (GO): mitochondrial mRNA modification; cytidine to uridine editing
Cellular component (GO): mitochondrion
Source: RefSeq, a predicted model, not a curated record
GAAGGAAACUUGGCCCUAAACCCUGAACCUGCACCAACAACCCCGAGUUACCUGUAGAACCUCACCUCCGUCCGAGUUGCCUGUAGAAGCCUAAUCUCACCUCCGUCCUCACCUCCGUCCGAGUUACCUGUAGAACCCUAACCUCACCUCCGUCCGAGUUCUACAACUCCGAGUUUCAGCUCCACAUCCCACCAGCUAUGGCGCUUAGCUCACUUCGUCUCCGCCGAACCCUAACCUCCUUAUCUACUCUCCGUCGCUCUCUCGCCGCGGCUUCUUCAUCAGUCUCGGCUCCUCCUCUUCUUCAUCUCCACGAUUCCGUACAAUCACCGCUUGCUUCGCCGGUUCAGUCUCGUGUCCAGCUCCUUCAAUCUCGUAGGUUCAGGUCGUCUGCGAUGUCGCUACUGUCCUCCCGAUCGGCGUACAAUAGCAGUAACAACCGGAGCGAUGAAAUUGGACCCGAUACGAUACUUUUCGAAGGUUGCGAUUAUAACCACUGGCUAAUCGUCAUGGAUUUCCCUAAGGAUCAAAAGAUUUCUCCUGAAGAGAUGGUUCGCACGUACGAAGAGACUUGUGCCAAGGGCUUGAACAUCAGUGUUGAAGAGGCAAAAAAGAAAAUGUAUGCUUGUAGCACAACGACUUAUGUAGGAUUUCAAGCUGUGAUGACAGAAGAAGAGUCAGAAAAGUUUCAUGAUUUACCUGGGGUAGUUUUUGUACUGCCGGAUUCGUACAUUGACCCACAGAACAAGGAGUAUGGAGGGGAUAAAUACAUUAACGGAACAAUCAUACCAAGACCACCUCCUGUUCAGUAUGGCAGGCAGACAGGAAGAUAUCGUGAUCGCAACAGGUACCCGGACCAACCAAGAUAUGAUCGGCAAGGAGGACCAAUGCCAAACCAGCAAGGGAAUCCACCAUAUGGUAAUCAGGGGUCGAUGCAAGGAGGUGGAAGGAAUUAUGGGAAUCAACAGAAUUAUCCCCCUCAACAAAAUUAUGGUACGCCAGCACAAGGAGAUAGAAGAGAUCCAAUGCCAAUGAAUGCUCCACAGGGACGAGAUCCUUACCAGCCAGGUAGAGGAGGUCCCGUGCCUUCAUAUCAGGGCAAUUACAACCAAGGGGACCCGGGAAAUUAUCAGAACUUCCCACAAGGAGAUCAGAGAAACUCUGCACCUCGUACUAGGCAAGGAGAUUAGAGUUCCUAUUUUGAGAGGUUGGCAAUGUGAAUUUGAUUUACCAGUUAUAAUUUCGUUAGUUAAAUCAAUUGUCUGCAUUAAAAAGUUUGCUAAGUUCUUGGUUCACCUGUACUUUGUGUCUUGAAGGCAUGUUUGAUGACUUGUUGCUUUUAAACUAUCGUUCUGUUAAACUUCA